Molecule: messenger RNA, 9453 nt
Organism: Spodoptera exigua (beet armyworm)
Lineage: Eukaryota; Metazoa; Arthropoda; Insecta; Lepidoptera; Noctuidae
Source: the annotation of a GenBank genome assembly
AUGGACACUACUGAAGCUGAGGCGGCCCAAGUUGUGGCUCUGAUGCAACUAGGUUUAAGCCAAUUUGUUGCAGCCAGAAGGUUAAAGGAAGUUGCUGACCGUUGGAAUAGAUAUGGGACAGGUGCUGGUUCUUCAGCGCUUAGUUCACUGCGAGGGGUGCGUGCUGUGGCCGCCGGUCCAGCUCACAUUGCUUGUUUGCUGGAAGAUGGUACAAUCUGCCGCGCUGCCUUCUCUAUCAUUCCCGAUAGAUUGGACUUGAGUAAAAAUGACGCUAGUAAGAACGGCGGCAAUGGCGGCGGGGGUAGCGGUGGCGGAGGUACUAGUGGCGGCAAGCAAGGCGGCAGUGGAGGUGGUUGCGGCUCUCGACAGCAGCCACGCACCAGAGCUCGAAUCAUGAGGAAUUCAAUUCGCGCGACGCCUAGCUCACAAGGAUCUACCAGCCGAGCGACAGGCGUUAUUAUCGGUGCGUCGGGGUCUGGGCGAGUUGUGUCGGUUCCAGCGCCUUUUGUGCCCGAAGAUCUGGUAACGCAGGCUCAAGUGGUCCUGCAGGGAAAGAGCAGGAGCCUAAUUAUAAGAGAGUUGCAGAGAACCAACUUGGACGUGAACCUUGCGGUGAACAACUUGCUGUCGCGUGACGAUGAAGAGGGCGAGGAACCAGAGGGUGGCGAAGGUGGUGACGGCUACGUGCCGGAGGAUCUGAUAUCUCUUCUGGAUGGAGGAUUUCACGCCGCGCAGCAGGACCACUCCGUCAUCAUCGAUGCUGACACCAUGUUUUCUGAGGACAUCUUCGGUGGGGGUGGCGGUAGCAGCAGCGGCGGGCGGGGCGGCGCCAGUCGCGAGAGUAGCAGUUCCACACAGGAGCGGCCCUCCGAGUUCAGUCGUUGGCGCGAGCGACAGUACUUCGGGCCUCGCAGGUGGCUCGAAUCUGCACUACGCGACACUUCUUGGGACAAGGAUGGUGGUAAUAAUGAUGGAGCAGAGAGCAAGAAAAAGGAUUCUUCAAUUGCGGCUUCACCACUUUGGGUUUCGGAAGAAUUGGAGUACUGGGACAGUAACAUUCGGUUUACCCACAUUGCGGCAACAUUUAGUGAGCUAAUCGCGAUCUCUACCCAAGGCCAACUGCACCAAUGGCGAUGGGCUGAUGCUCACCCUUACCAACGUAAUGAUGCGUCGGGAUCAGCGAGUGCCUUCCAUCCUCGUGCAACCUGGCUGGGUAUGACUCCUGGAGAGAGAAUUAUCAACAUCAGUGCCGCCGGCAUCCGUAUAUCUGUACUCACAGAUACCGGCAGGAUUGCUACCUUCCUAGACGAAUCUAUUGCUCAUGCUCCAGGAGCUUCACGUCUAGAACAUCCUCUGCAGACAUUCAUGGAAUUUGGAUCUGACAAGGCAAUCUCUCUACAUGUAUGCUCUCUGUAUACUGUCGCGAGGUUGGACUCUGGGGCACUUUAUUGGUGGGGAGUUCUUCCAUUGGGUCAGAGAGCGCGUCUCUGGGAAAAACAUCGCGCUCGGUCUCGCAAACAGCAACGUGGGCAUUCGUCCACAGCGCCGCAAGACUUGCAGGCUGGACAGAGCGUUACUAUGAAGAAUGCUCCUAUGUAUCAACCUGGUGCUGUUGGAUUCAAUAUGUCAACGGGUGUACCGAAAGUGGGUGUGCUACAGAAUGCUGCCUGGAACCUUUCUGAUAUGUGCCGGUUUAAAUUGUUACCACCACCACAACCUGACCGCUCGGUUUCAGAUAAAGAUAAACGAGAUUUACAGAAUCAGUCACCACUAACAGUAUCAUCUGUAAAAGCUUCAUCAUCUAGUGGCAACAGUAAGGAUGGGGCCAAGGAUAGCAACAAGGAUAUGGCUGACCGCCUUGAUAUGCCCCCGCCGCCUAGUCCGGCUUCUUCAACCUGCAGUGAUACAAGCACAUCACACAAACGUGCCAAGCGUGUAACCGUACGCGGUGAAGAAGGUUCGUCUAACGAUGGUUCCAAGCGUGAUGAGGAAGAAUGGCCGCUAAAAGAGGUGGUAUUCCUUGAAGAUGUCAAAAGUGUGCCAUUAGGGCGAGUGCUUAAAGUAGAUGGCGCGUACGCUGCCGUACGUUUUCCUACUAUAGGCAAGGACGGUAAAGAGGUCGUACCAUCCACACCUGAUGAUCUAUCGACGCUACUACAAGAUUGCCGACUUGUGCGGAAAGAUGACUUAGUAGCUGUCAAGUGGGGUGUUGGUGGUGCUGCUGGACCACGAGGACCUGAUUGUCUGCAACGGUCGCCUAGAAAAAUAGCAUUGCCGGCUGAUGUGCAAGUUAUUACUAUCGCUGUGGAUAGCCGUGGUGUGCACGCGGUGGUACGCAGACCGGGCGGAGCUCUAGCGUACGCUGUCUAUGCUGUGGGAACUACACGCGCACUGACAGACAGCGUUUUCCCCACCGACAACAAUGCAUUGCUCGGAUAUUCUAAUGGACAAGCUAUACAACUAACUACAGCUGCAGAGGGCAGCGAGCCAGUGGUGAUGAUGUUGGACGGGAACGGCGCGCUGUACCCGGUGUCGCGCGACUGCGUGGGCAUGGUGCGCGAGCCGCCCGCGCUGAACCUGGCGCCGGCGCGGGCGCUGGCGGCGCACGCGCUGCCGCUGCAUCCGCACGCCGCCGCCGCCGCCGCCGCGCAUCCGCACCACUCUGCGCUCAAGUCGCAGGUUGCUCUUAUUAUUUUGGUGCCGGAGCCUCAGCUUAUGAUGCCACGAGUUUUACGUUGCGAUCUUGAUGGCGUGCGUCAAGUACUGCACCAAUUGGAAUCUGAUACAAGCAAACAACAAAUAUUGUCUAUCUUACAAGAGCGCUGUGAUGGCAACAGGAAUAUAAUACACGCAUGCGUUCAUAUGUGCGCGCCUACAUCUAAUAAGGAACCCGAUAUUGUGGAAAACGCUUCGAUGCCCAAUUUAGCGGGUGGCACGAGUGCUGGAGGCGCUAACGCUGAGGAGUCUGUGCCCGCCAUCUCCUGGCCUCCAGAGACCUUCGAGGCAUCGGGAGACGAGGACAGCCUGAUGGGACUCACUAAUAAUGGUAAAAUGUCUGGCGGUGGUAACAGUGGCGGCGGCGCAGUGAGCGCGGACCCAGCGGAGCGUCGCGGCAACGCGCUUGCGGCUCUUCGAGCACUCUGCGAAAGCCCGAUACUGCAGCCAUUCCUCAUGCAGCUACUCACUGCCAAGGAUGGAAUGGGCCAAACACCAUUGAUGGCUGCAGUGGCUGAGCGCGCUUACCGUGCGGCACUAGUAAUAUUGGACGCUAUCCGAGCCUGUCCCGACGCAGACGAAGCUCAACGUUCCGCUGCUAUCUUCCCUCCCAAUGCCAGUCCUGAUCAUUCUCCACUAUUGGUAUUAUGCUGCAAUGACACUUGUAGUUUCACUUGGACGGGUCAGGAGCACAUCAAUCAGGAUAUAUUCGAGUGCAAGACUUGUGGCUUGACUGGAUCGUUGUGUUGCUGCACUGAAUGUGCAAAGGUAUGUCACAAAGGCCAUGACUGUAAGUUGAAGCGCACAUCUCCUACGGCAUACUGUGAUUGCUGGGAGAAGUGCCGCUGCAAAGCACUUGUCGGCGGCAACUGGACUGCGCGCUGCGACCUACUUGCACGACUCGCUAGAGAUACUUCUCUUGCUACACAUUUUAAUUCAAGGGGUGAAUCAAUCCUGUUGUUCCUAGUUCAAACUGUAGGUCGUCAAGCUGUAGAACAACGUCAGUUCCGUGCCGGCGGAGGACGAGGACGUGGACCUCGGAAGCAGCCAGGCUCCGAUGCUGAAGUUGAUGCUCCUGAUCAUGACUUGGAACCGCCCAAGUUUGCUAGAAGAGCGCUGCUGCAUUUAUUGGGUGAUUGGCCUGCUGUUGAGGCAGCGGUAAUGUGUGGAUCUAGUGGUGCUUCUGGAGAGUCAGAAAGUCGCCCUAGUAGCCCAGCGCCUUCACAAUCGGGUACCACAUUGCUGGAUAAGUUUACUCAUGCUCUUAUCGUUAAAUGUACUAAUGAGAUGUUGGAUACUCUCUUGCAUACACUCAUUCGAGAGCAACAAAACGACACCAUCCCGGGUCGUGCUGAACGAGCUCGCGAAGUAGCGCGCCGAUUUGUUCGAUCUGUGGCCAGGAUAUUCGUUAUAUUUAGCGUCGAAAUGGCUCCAGGCGCAGCCAAGAAGAAAGGACCGUUGUCGAUCACGUCAUCACUUGUGCGUUGUCGCCGUGUGUUUGCGGCGCUGGUCGCCCUCGCUGUCGAAGAGCUAGUAGAAGCAGCCGAUGCUCUGCUGGCCCCAGUUCGAUUGGGUGUCGUACGUCCUACGGCUCCGUUCCCGCUAGCGACUACCUAUGUGGACCUCGUGAAUGGCAGUGAAGACUUAUUCGGUGUAGAACCGCUUUCUACGGGCCAUUCUAGACUCGCACACGCACGGAGAGAGUCGACGGCAGGCGGAGGCCGUGGCACGGCGGCAGGGGGCACGUCGCUGGGCAGUUCGACGCUAGUGCCGGACCGGUCUUCCACCCCAGUGGCCACCGAGUACGCUGACGACGUAGCGGCGGAGGCGCUGGGUGCGGACGACGAUGCCUCCGAGACCGACGAGCCCGGCGCCUCGGCACCCCAGCACGCCGCGCACUCUGCGCAUUCCGCGCAACCGCAGGACAACCAGCACCACGACGAUGCUAUGCCUGACAGGGGACAAGAACAACACGUUGUAGUAGAGAAUGGAACUGAGCGUGCUGAAGGCGGGGAGAGCGAAAGUGAGCUGGACUUGUUGGCUGAAGUAGAGACCGAAAGCGACUCGGACGACCAGGACAAUGCAGAGUCCGCACAGCGCAGCGUGCAGACUGGAGCCACUCAGGGAUCCGAUGCAGGUAUGGCGUCGUUGCUUCUAUAUCCAGAGGAUGAAAGUGGAGAUUCCACCCAACCGGAAGAUGAGGACUCUGAGGCCGGGGAGACGGACGAGCAGGACGGGGAGGCCGAGCCACCGCUGCAUGACGGGGAAACUCUCGAGAGGCGUACCGCGCCUCCGGCCAGGCCCAACCUGGCCCCACAUUCUAUGCAAUGGGCAAUACGAUCUCGUGAGACGGCUCGUGGCACGGGCGGUAGUACGGGCGGCGUGAGGCUGACGGGCAGUUCGUCGCUAGUGUUCAUAGACCCCGCCUCACUGCGACGCUCUGCUGCCGCUGCUGCAGGGGCUCACGACCCCCAUUCUACGUCCACCACAGCUUCUUGCUUGGCUAGAGCUUUUGGCAUUGUUAUACGUCAAAUUGCGGAUUUGUUGUGGGAGUAUGAGCGCGUGACGCUUCCUUUACCCCGUAUGGUGCCCUUAGCCUACCGCGAGGCGUUGCGCCUGCAGUGCUACCUUGAACGACAACUCAAACCUACUUGGCACUGGCUUGUCACUGUUAUGGAUGCCACUGAAGCUCAAUUACGUUUUGGUGCAUCAUUGACUUCUAACAAUGCGAGUACUUCGACGGGUGACAGUGGUCGCGCUGCUGCUCCUGCGGCUCGACGAACCACGUCACUAACAUCCCCGGCUACACGUAUCAUUGGGUUCUCUGAAGGACCCAGGGCAAGGGACCGAGAACCAGGAGUGGAGGCGGGCAGCGCGCGGCGCGAGUUCCUGGCGUACUGCCUGUCGCUGCUGCGGGCGCACAGCGCCGAGCACGCCGAGCAGCUGCCCGUGCUGGACGUGGCGGCGCUCAAGCACGUGGCCUACGUGCUCGACGCGCUCGUCUACUACAUGCGCGCCGCGCAGCCCCAGCCGCACCACCACCACCAUCUCUGGACUCCGGAUGAAAAUGAAAACGAAGAAGGUGAUGAAGAGAUGGUAGUCGGAGGUGGCGCGGCCGCGGAGUCAGACAGCGAGGGUGAGAGCGCCCGCGGUCGAACGCAUGCGUUCUUCCAGCGCUCCGACUCUACGCUGUGUCUGGGCUGCCCACCACCGGAUCCCUUCAAUAUGACAAUGCAAGACGCACUACCGUUAGCGGAUCAGCCGCAACUGCUUCAACCGAACGCUCGUCGCGAAGAAUUGUUUGGAAUGCCGCGGCAGCCCGUCACCGUACCCGCCUCCGGUGAUGCGCCGCCCGGUGUUAACAACCCGCUAGAAGUGGUUCCUCGCCGACUGGGCCUUUCGACCCGCGGUACGGAUCGCGGAUGGUCGCCUCCGGCCAGACCCGCGUCAGCGCCACCUACCCACACCCACACUUUAACUAGAGACGAACCACAGGAUUUAUCUUGCGCAAAGGACGUACCAACUAAGAUGGACAUUGAUACUGACGGUGAAUAUUUAUCUGAUUCUGAUUCAAAUGAAGCCCGACAAAUACCAAGAAAGAAGCAUCAUAGACAUCCACAUUCAGUAAAUUUGUCAGCUGGAACCAGUUCUAUGCACGAUUCCAUGGCGCAACCCUCCGAGUUCCAUACACUAGUAGACACGGCCUGCUCCAUUAUGGAAGCACCACAUCAACAGAACAUAUCGGCAUCCCCAUCACCAGGUCCGAGCGGAUCAAACACUGUAGUAGCAGAGUCGCGCGCUUCAUCAUCUCGCAGUCCCGGCAAGAGUGUUAUUGGUGAGCUUUUAAGUGCGGCAGAUCCUCUGGAAUCUCAAGAGAUUUCAGCGCAUGUGACAGUAGAAACCACAGGACUGCCACCACCGCCGCUCUUACCCACCCUCAACGCACCAACACAGCCGCGCGCCUGUCCUUCUUUAGGCGCCUCUGUGUCGCACGACCUGUUGCUGGGUAGAUGGCGUUUAUCUUUGGAUCUUUUUGGCCGUGUCUUCACUGAAGAUGUAGGCUUAGAGCCUGGAUCGGUGGUCGCAGAGUUGGGCGGAUUCCCUCUAAAAGAGGUCAAGUUCCGUAGAGAUAUGGAGAAGCUUAGGAAUUCUCAACAAAGAGAUUUGACGUUACAUAAAAUGGAACGCGACCGUGCCAAGUUGCUACAGCAAACCUUUGCGGAGUUGAAUAGCGCGUUUGCUGGCCAGAACAGAAGGGCGCACAGUGCGCAGCCCCCGUUAGCCGUCAACCGUGUUAAAGUGACUUUCCGAGAUGAGCCCGGAGAAGGUAGCGGCGUAGCACGCUCCUUCUACACUAGUGUCGCUGAGGCAUUGUUGGCAAAUGAAAAAUUGCCACCAUUGGAGCCAGCCACUGGAGCCAGUACAACAAGUAGCAGUACCAACGGUACAUCGAGUUCUGCCAACACGAACGCGAGUGGAGCAAGCAGUAAUAGUGGGGCGCGGAGCGGUGCGGGUCGUGCUCGAUCGAAAGACACAGCGCGACGAACACCUGGCCGACCUGCGCCUCGCCCGCCUGCUUCUCGUGAGCCACGCAGGGUGCUUAGUGUGGAUGCGAGACCCUACUCUCCACAGGCGGCGCCAGGGACAGAGGGCGCAGGUUACAGCGGUGAUAGACCCGGUGGCCACAAUGAACAUCUUACCCUCCAUCAGGCCCAACUGGGAGAACGACUUUAUCCAAGGGUUCACUCGCUGCACCCUACGUUUGCGGGAAAGAUAACCGGCAUGCUUCUAGAAUUGACGCCGGCACAACUACUAGUGCUGCUGGCCAGUGAAGAUGCAUUACGGCAGAAAGUGCGUGAAGCAAUGGAUCUCAUAGUAAUGCAUCCUUCUGAAGCUAUACUAGACCUAGACGUUUUUUCGCUGUCGGAGCGCGGCGGCGGAGCGGCGGGCAGCGCGGGGAGCGCGGCGGGCACGUCGAGCGCCGCCCCCGCGCCGCCGGACGACGCUGCUCCGCUUUUCUAUUCGCCUGGAAAGCGCGGCUACUACUCACCGCGACAGGGUCGCGCUACUCCCGAAAGAAUCAAUGCCUUUAGGAAUGUCGGCAGAAUAAUCGGGUUAUGCCUCCUUCAGAAUGAAUUAUGUCCAAUGUUCCUAAAUAGGCACGUCCUUAAAUAUAUUUUGGGUAGACCAGUGCGAUUCCAUGACUUGGCUUUCUUCGACCCUGUUGUUUAUGAAAGUCUUCGACAACUAGUUGUGGACGCUGAAACUGGCGACUCCCAUUCCCUGUUUGCGGCUCUUGAUCUCAACUUUAGUUUGGAAAUGUGCGAAGAGGAAGGCGGUGGAUGUGUGGAGUUAAUACCAGGCGGGCGCGACAUCGAAGUAACCGCGCUCAACGUAUACGACUACGUACGCAAAUAUGCUCAACAUCGAAUGCUGCUCUCACAAGAGAAAGCACUUGAGGCUAUGCGGGUUGGCGUGCUCGAUGUGCUGCCAGAGUCAGCACUCGAAGGAUUGACUGCUGAAGACUUGCGUUUGCUACUGAAUGGCGUGGGAGACAUCAACGUUGCGGCACUGGUGUCUUACACUAGCUUUAACGAUGAGAGCGGCGAGCCUUCAGAACGUUUAGCACGCUUCAAGCGCUGGUUGUGGGCGAUCGUAGAUAAGAUGACGCAUUUGGAACGACAAGACUUAGUGUACUUCUGGACCGGGUCCCCCGCACUGCCUGCCUCCGAGGAAGGUUUCCAGCCGAUGCCCUCGGUGACCAUUCGGCCAGCGGACGACGCGCACCUGCCCACCGCCAACACGUGUAUCUCGCGAUUGUACAUACCGCUGUAUUCUUCGCGGCACGUGCUCAAGCAUAAAUUACUGCUUGCCAUCAAAACCAAGAACUUUGGCUUUGUCUAGACACUCGCCACUAUUUGUUAUAUAUUAUAUUCUUAAGUUUAAGCCCAGUCAUGUAAGACUGCCGCUAUAUUCUGUCACUAUGUAAAGGUUUAGAAAAAUUACGUGUCAUUAUAGAGUAUCUUGUAGAGCUUACUUUAUUUAAAACUAUUAUACUAGUAUUAACAUACUGGUCUAUAUUUAUUUGAUCUUUUUUAUUUGACGAAUCUAUUAAUUCUAUAUGACUGGGUGUAUUUGACUGAAUAGUAAUAUUCAAUAUGCAGUAAUUUUUGUUAGAAAAAGGCCCAAGGACGGUCCGCACAAGUACAUAGUAAUUGUUAAACUUUUAAGCUCAUAGACCAUAAGUAUUUAACUGUUAUUUAAAAGAACCUAAAGAAAUCGCCAUUCUGUAUACAUGCCUGUAUUAGUUGGAAGUUGAUUCAAAUCAUAGAUCAACCUUUUUUACUGAUUUUCUAAAUUCUUUUAUUUAUCUUUUUUCUGGAAUUAUUUUGAUAAAGGCCUAACUUGAAUGCAUUUGAUUGCUCUUCUCAAUUAUUGAUUGUACUUUAUCGCGCGAUGGCAAGCAAAGGCAGCGUCAGAAAAUAUUCAUGAAUAUUUCUAUUGUUUAUAUAGCUUUGUUAUAUAGUAAAAAUUAUAUAAGAUAAUACAGUAUGAUGGGUAUACUGCUAUAAUACUUUGGGUAAGCUUGGGUAGAGAGGCGUCGGAUCCGAGCAAUGGUGGUAUUGUGAUAUCAGAGGAAGUAUUUUGCGCCUCAUUCUCUAAAUUUAAGAUUAUACUUAGAUUUCCUUUGAUUAGUUGUAUUAAUACAGUUCAUAAUAAACAAUCUCAAAACGCUUA